This is a messenger RNA of Medioppia subpectinata, 1929 nucleotides long. Lineage: Eukaryota; Metazoa; Arthropoda; Arachnida; Sarcoptiformes; Oppiidae. The record is from the annotation of a GenBank genome assembly.
UGAACGAUGAAAGUCUCGGAUUAUAUUUGGAUUGUUUUGACAAUUGUUUUAUUUAUCACUACUUUUUCGUUACAAUUACUUCUCAUUGUCUUCUCUUCCCUUCUCUUCGUUAUAAUUGGAUGUCUGUCAUCUCUAUAUCUGAACCACUCGUCAGUGGAAAAAGAUUACCAGAUCUUCAGGUCUUGUCAUUCAAUUCAAAUGAUUGACUCAAAUAAGGAAUGGAAAGAGUUUUUGGAUAAUUUGAAUGACAAUCCAGUUGUUCACACUCUGCCAAAGGCCGAUGUCUUCACCGGUGAUCCUCUUAUUGAUGAUCAGUUGAACGAUGUCUUGAGACUCGCGUUUCGCGAUUACAUAAACUCAUGGUAUGCUUAUGUGUCUCCAAACCAAGAGUUCACUCUUCAUCUCUAUUCCAUCGCUCAGAUGGCCAUCAAAUCAGUGACACAAAGGCUUCAUUCAAUGGAUAUCGUGUCUUAUAUGACAACAAAAUUGGUCGACGAUUUUGCCUCCCAUUUAAGACUAUAUCGUUUGGCGCAAAACAAACUCAAAGAGCUUAAAGUUAAUGACCCGAACGCGAAUCUGUUGUCAAUAUUCUUUGACUUUGAGGUCUCGAUGGAGCGAAACAUUUGCCGCGAUUUAGUCAGCGAAGACAAUGAGAGCUGUACUGACUAUUUAUCCCAAAUCUGUGAUAUUCUUCAAUAUUUAUUACUUCCAAUCGAUUGCUUCAAAAGUCGAACCUUUCGUUCAUUAUUUAGAGGACUCGUAGUCAAGUCGUGUUUAUAUCCAUUACUGGAAAUGCUUUCCGAUCCAGAUUUUAUAAAUCAGACCAUUGUCUGGCUCUACAAAUCAUAUUUGGUAUCAAGUGAUACAUUCAUUAAUGUUUUGCGUUUAUGUGACAAAAGCGAAGAGUUAGAGGCCGUCAGACAAAUGGUUUGUCACGAAAUUGCUUUCCUUCGCUCUAAAGACACCGGAGGAGACGAUGACUUUGAAAUUAAGCAGCAGUUAAGCAGUCUUUUAUUUGUGAAAGAUUUAAUUGAAAGUCGUCUCAAGUCUAUAAAUGAGGGAAGUUUUGACUCCGACUCGAAUGGCAUUCCAACGCAAAUUGAUUGGAAUAAUACCAAACUAUUUUCACUGCCAUUUGAUGUGGUGUUGAAGAACAAUAUCGGUCUCUCAUAUUUCAUUGAAUUUAUGUCGAGUAUCGGCGCUCAGGGAUACGUCUACUUCUAUUUGAAUGUCGAGGGAUUCAAAGUGUCUGCUGAACAACAGAUAUCAGAAGCAGAACUGAUAAAAAUGGGAAAAUGCAAUGCAAACAAUUGCGUGCAUUUGGAUAGUCUUAAAGAGGCGGCCAUUAAUAUCUACGACACAUAUCUGUCUGAAAAGGCUUCGCAUAAACUGAAGUUAGAGGAAACCAUUUGUAAGAACAUUCACUCGAGAAUUAUGACCGAAAAGUUGUCGGAGAAUUGGUUUGAUUCGGCACACCAUCAGGUCUAUGACAUUAUGAUGAAUAGCGAACAGUUCUUCGCCGCCUUCAAGAAAAGCAAUCAUUACGUGAAACUAUUAGCAGAACUCGAUUUACUCAAAGAUCUCAACGGCAAACAAGAAGAAGAUUGUGAACCUUUGGCCAAAUGUGAUGACAACGACAGCAAUUCGAUAUCAUUUGACGACUGCGAUAGUCUUAAUUCAUUAGAAGACAUUAUUCUCACAUCUGAUAACAUUUCCAUCACAAGUGAUGGUUCGGGUAAUUCAAACUCAACCACUUCUGGUUACAGCACUUCUAACACCACAUUACACGUGAGCGAAGACAUUGAAGUGAGCGCUGAGAUAAUCAAAACAGGAGUGGUUAGAGAGUUCGGCAACGCUUACGCCGCUUAUGUCAUAAAUGUUACCAAAAAGACUAUUAAUUCGCCCGAAGAAAAGAAAGAGAACUUUUAA